UGCGGUAUUCGCACAGUAUUGUAACAACCUCGCUGUGGCACGAACGUUGCUGUACUAUCCUCAUUGUAAUUGCUUUUUCAUUGUAAUUAAUAAACAAAAUACUCGUUCAAGAUGGGGUGUGGUGAGUUCUUGGUCAAGUACAUCUUGUUCUUCGCGAACUUAGUGUUUGCGUUGGCUGGUUUGACGCUCCUCGGGCUGGGCAUAGCGGUGCAGCUGCAGUCCACAGACAUCGUGCAGAUAGCAGACUACAACAUACAAAUAGCUCCCAUCACGUCCAUGAUAGUGGGAGGCAUCGUCUUCUUCAUCGCCUUCUUCGGAUGCUGCGGAGCCAUCAGGGAGAGCAACUGCAUGCUGGUUACUUACUCCAUCUUUAUGCUGCUGCUGAUGAUCAUCAAACUGACGCUGGCUAUCUUGAUCUUCGUGAAGUUGGACGACGUCGUGUCCAAGGUCCCCUUGUGGCUCAAUGAGGCCUUCAAACAGGACCAAGUUUCCUUCCAGGCUAUUGAAAAAACAUUCACUUGCUGUGGUCCUGAUGGUUACUCCUCAUAUGUCGGCCGCGACCUGUCCCCCACCUGCUGUGCGACCCCUCCCUGCACCUCCCUCACUGCCUACGGCGGCUGCAACACGCAUGUGCAACAGUUCUUCCAAACCUUCGGCCUCGCUAUCGGAAGCGUCAUGAUAGUCAUCGUCUCCUUAGAGUUGGUGGCUGCAGUGUUCGGGCUGUGUCUGGCCAACACGGUCCGCAACAAGAGCAGGAGAGCUCGCUACUAAGUACUAAGUUAUAGUCUAAGCACUAUGUGUAUCUAGUUCGUAAGUUUAUACCUAGUUGUACUCUACUUUACUAUAUUAAACUUAAAAGCUAAAUGACA
Messenger RNA from Spodoptera frugiperda (fall armyworm), 869 nucleotides. RefSeq names its product leukocyte surface antigen CD53. The transcript has 5 exons. Lineage: Eukaryota; Metazoa; Arthropoda; Insecta; Lepidoptera; Noctuidae. Gene Ontology annotation, cellular component: membrane. The record is from RefSeq and is a predicted model, not a curated record. The coding region runs from base 112 to 771 and encodes 219 amino acids.